AAAUUUUUGAACAGUUGGCAUCACUGUCAAACACAUAAAAUUCAGUUAUAGUAUAUUAUCUAUGCUAUUUGUACGCAGUUACUAAUUUAUUAAUCUGUGAUUCAGUUGUGAAAGGAUUGUGAGUAGGGAAUGAUGUAUUUUUUUAGAAUAAAUUAAAAUUUAAAAUCUCCAAUAAAGUGCUUAAUAUUUAUCAAGAAAUUAGAAUAAGAGUGGUAUGAGUCUCACAAAUAUUUUGUGAUUAUUUAUUCAUUUAGCACUAAAAGCGAUUAAAGAAAAGUGAAUAAAUAAUGACCCUAACAAUGACCAAAAAAGUUAGUGAGUGCCAAACAGAAACAGUGCAAUUUAUGUCUAUUGAAAAAGUUGAAGAUGAUUGUUGUCCAGAGUUCUGUCAGAGGAAUACACUGCUCCGACGAGGCAAAAAAUUGGAAGACAACAAUAACCUGACGAAAGAAGAUGAAGAGUAUAUGAACUACAGAGAACUUCUAAAAUAUGAACAGGCACCUGUGUAUUUACAGCAUAAUCCAUUCAUAAGGGAUGGAUACAGAAAAAUGUUACCAACUAAACUUUGUUGGGAAAGCGUGUUCUGGUGGACAAACGAAACAAUGAAUAUAUGGACGCACAUAUUCGGUUUCUUUUUGUUAUUCUUCCUGACGAUUAACGAUUUAGUUAUCAUAAACAUACACGCCACGGUCACCGACAAGAUUGUUGCCGGGGUAUUGUUCUCGUGUUUCAUGAUAUGCAUGGCCCUAUCGGCUCUGUACCACACGUUUUCCUGUCGGUCCGAGAACGAUUACAACACGUUUUUGAUGUACGACUUAUUCGGGAUCGCGCUUUCGUUGCUCGCCAUAUACACAUCGGGCGUUUAUUACGCUUUCUGGUGUCAUUACGAACUAAGAGCGUUCUACAUGACUUCAGUAACAUUGAUCUUCAUUAUAGCGAUGGCCCUUCAAAUGCCACGUUUCAAUGUUCCUUAUUUAGUCAAAAUGUGCGUUUUCAUCGGGUGGGCGGCGUACGGAGUCCUACCGACCCUCCAUUGGACCUACGCAAUGGGAGGCUUCGACAACCCUAUGGUUCAGAUGUUCUUCCCCCGUGUGAUAGGAAUGUACAUUAUCAGUGGGACCGCUUUCGCAAUUUACGCCUUCAAGAUUCCAGAGCGCUGGUUUCCUGGCAAGGUGGAUUACAUAGGUCACUCGCAUCAGUGGUGGCACGUGCUAGUGCUGGGCGCUCUGUAUUACUGGCACAACUCCGGCAUGAUGUACGUCCAAUACAGAAUGAACCACGGCUGUGCUAACACAAUGAGAAUAUUUUAAAUUAGCUAAGAUAAUGUUAGUAAAUAAAAAUAUCUGUAUUAAGCUAGCUACCUGAAGUGCUCUUAAAAUUAUGUAUUUUCAAUGUCUCAAGAAUCAACGGGUUUUGUUGAUUCGAAAAAAAAAUACAAGGUAAUUUGUAAUGUAAUUAAAACUACUUUACGUUUUAACCUCACGCUCAUUGUUUCCAUUUCGAACACUUUAUAGCUAACCUGGUCACGGACGACUCAAAUAUAUUAUACAAUAAGAUUUAGAAACGACUAAGGAGUUAUUUUAUUUGUCUACAUUUGAAUAACAUGAAAACUACCGUCAAAUAAAUAAAAAAUGUAUAAUAUUGUUACCCAAUAUUAAGUCUAUUAAAGUAGUUUUAAUUAUAUUAUGUACAAACUUUCCAAAACCGAAGAAACUGCUGAAAUAUAAUAGUUAAAUGUAUUUUCGUAAGGCAGCUAAUAUUUUAACAUGUGGAUGUCUCAAACAAUUCACCAAAUAAAAUUUAUUUAUUAUACUUAAAUGUACAUGUGGUCCUAACGGAAAAGUACUUAAAUAGAAAUGAAUUUGCCUCAAUAUAAUUAUUAUGAUAAUUAUUAUUGAAUGUUACCGUAUAGAAGUUUUUUCUUAGACUAAAUUUUGCUCAAGAAAUGAUACUUUUAUAACAAAAAAAGAUCAUUGAACUAUGACUGUGAUUAUGUGUUUCUCGUCUCAAUUUCUGUUUGUUUUUUUUGUUUUGUUUUUUGUUAAUUUAUUUAUGAUGCUGUUCAAAUAUGAAAUUUAUGAAUGUUUUGAAUUUUAUACGUUUAUACACUUGGUGGGGUAUGGUGAUAAUAAAGAAGUACGAAAUUAAGACACAA
Molecule: messenger RNA, 2155 nt
Organism: Bombyx mori (domestic silkworm)
Lineage: Eukaryota; Metazoa; Arthropoda; Insecta; Lepidoptera; Bombycidae
Product: progestin and adipoQ receptor family member 3
Exons: 7
Coding region: 288-1310 (340 amino acids)
Cellular component (GO): membrane
Molecular function (GO): signaling receptor activity
Source: RefSeq, a predicted model, not a curated record